Molecule: messenger RNA, 471 nt
Organism: Meriones unguiculatus (Mongolian gerbil)
Lineage: Eukaryota; Metazoa; Chordata; Mammalia; Rodentia; Muridae
Product: zinc finger protein 120-like
Exons: 2
Source: RefSeq, a predicted model, not a curated record
AUGGGGCCUCCCCAUCAGCCCACAGUGGGCCCAAAUUCCUGGGCUGUGGUCCGGGCUGAGACAAGGGGUAUGAAGCCUAUUUUUGUCAAGAGUGUCCCACGAAAACCUUAUGAAUGUAACCAAUGUGGUAAAGCCUUUGCAUGUAGCAGUAGACUUCUAGUACAUAAAAGAACUCACAGUGGAGAGAAACCUUAUGAAUGUAACCAAUGUCAUAAAGCCUUUGCAUUCAAGAGUAGUCUUCUAGUACAUAAAAGAACUCACACUGGAGAGAAACCUUAUGAAUGCAUCCAAUGUGGUAAAGUCUUUGCACAGAACAGUAGUCUUCUAGUACAUAAAAGAACUCACACUGGAGAGAAACCUUAUGAAUGUAACCAAUGUGGUAAAGCCUUUGCAUGUAACACUGGUCUCCUAGUACAUAAAAGAACUCACAAUGGAGAGAAACCUUAUGAAUGUAACCAAUGGGGUAAAGCC